GCUGGCUUUCAAAGAGUCCCCGAAUCGAUGAGCCCAUGGCACACCUCUGGAGGGGCGUCCUAUCGCAAUUUCCGCCCAUUCAUCACCAAAGACAGCAGCGUGUGAUGAUGUUGGCGGGUGACGAGCCUACAGAGGACAUGAGUAGAACCAAGGCGAUAGGUUUUCGAACACUGUGUCGGGCAAAGCUUGCUGACGGCUUCGCCUCGCUUUGUCGGGGACUGGUGGCAGAUAUCAGCAGACAAUUGCUAACUCUAGUCAUAUUCCACGAGGCUACUGUUACCUAAUAAAAACUGUAAGUUACAGAAUAUAGAUACAAGUCUGCUGCGGCAUGAAGGGUCUGAGCUGUUGACUGUUCAUUCAUGUCUCCUUUCACCGGGCCGAGCUCAGACCGGCACGCGGCAGCCGGCUACUGAGAUCCGUCAGCGGCCUCUGGCACAUGUUGGCCCUGUCGGAUGCUUCGUUCCCGUCUAUGGAGAUUCACUCAAAGUACCUGACCCUUAAAGUCUAGCAGAACUUUACCAUGAGACAGGGCUCACCGUGUCUUCAUCGCGGUCGAACCACCACAUUCCUUCCCCUGGACGGCGGGUCUAAUAAGCCUCCUAGCGUCUUGGAUCUACAUUCGGUGCAA
Colletotrichum destructivum is the source of this 628-nucleotide messenger RNA. RefSeq lists its product as uncharacterized. The record is from RefSeq and is a predicted model, not a curated record. Lineage: Eukaryota; Fungi; Ascomycota; Sordariomycetes; Glomerellales; Glomerellaceae. The transcript has a single exon. The coding region runs from base 36 to 284 and encodes 82 amino acids.